UAAUAAUGUGGCACCGCCUGUAUUCUGUACACCUAGUGUUAUUUCUGUACGACUUGGAAGCUGAUAUUUGAGACAAUCUGCGCGUCGUUGUAAGCUCAGAGUGAAUUAAAUGCGUGUUUAUGUUAUUAGACUGUAUUGAAUGUCAAGUGUUGGAAGUGUUUCAUUUAAAUGUGCCCGUUAAAUGUCCCUCGUUAGCUAGCGUCGUUGUUAGUUAGUCUGCCCCUGGACCUUGCGAAGUCAUUCAUUAUCAGAGUAGCUAGCAUCAAGCUAGCUCAUGGUAGCUGUUUCUAGCAGGUUCCCUCCCACCCAUUCAGUUACGUUUGUCAGAAGUUCCCACCGUAGAGAAGGCUAGUUUAUUUGGCCAAAUGAAUACAUGUUUACCAGACACACGUCUUUGCAGCAUUUUCAUUGACAGCUUCUGGCUAUAAAAGUUAGCUAACUACCACUGGAAAGGUGUGCUGCAGGCAGGUAGAUGACAUGCAGGGUGAGCCAUGGAUCAGAUCACCUUCCAUUAUGACACGGUGCUGUCUGACGUUCACCUGUUGCUGCCCAACUCUCGCCACCUCAUGGCACGCCUCAACCGUGUAGGACAACCAGUUUUCAUCUCCCGAUUCAGAAUCCUGUGGGACGGAACGAAGCAGCGCACCUGUGACCUCGAUUCCCCCUGCGGAGGGGAAGAGUUAGACCGCGACACCCAGGAGGAGAGUGGAAGGGGAGAUGCUAGGGGGAGUGAGACUGGAGCUGACGGAGGAGUGGACAGGGAUGAGGAUGGAGGGGCUGACGGAGGAGUGGACAGGGAUGAGGACGGAGGAGUGGACAGGGAUGAGGACGGAGGAGUGGACAGGGAUGAGGACAGAGGGGCUGACGGAGGAGUGGACAGGGAUGAGGACGGAGGAGUGGACAGGGAUGAGGACGGAGGGGUAGAACCACCUCUGGAUGAAGAUGGAGAUUUAGAGGUACCACGCAGGCCCAGACAAAGACUCCCUGAGAGGGACAGAGACAUGGUCUACCCCAUCAUCCUCAGCCAGGCAAGAAGAGAUGAAGAGGAGGAUGAUGAGGAGGAGGAGGAGUGUCCUAGAGACGUCAUCAGGAUAGAACACACUAUGGCCACGCCUUUAGAAGAUGUUGGCAAACAGGUCUGGCGUGGCGCCUUCCUAUUGGCUGAUUUAAUCCUGUCUCAGCCAACUACAUUCAGAGGAGCCACCGUCUUGGAGUUGGGGGCAGGGACUGGGCUGACCAGCGUAGUCAUGGCAACGGUGGCCAAAACAGUGUACUGCACAGACGUUGGGGAGGACCUACUGAGCAUGUGCCAGAAGAACGUGACGCUGAACAGACACCUGAUGGAACCUGCAGUGUGCUACGAUGACGACCUGACAGACGCGCUGUUCCGAACUCUGUACAGAAUCUGUAACAACCUCCGUCUCCCCUGUACGACAUACCUGUCUAUAGAGAAGAGGCUGAACUUCACUCUGAGACACAUGGACAUAUCCUGCGAGGCCUACGACCAUUUCCGCCACUGUCUGUGUGAGAUGCAGGAGCUGAGGGACGGACGGACAUGCUUCACUGUGGAGCAGGUCACCCCCUCCUUCCCACAGUGCCUGCUGUAUGAGCGCAUAGAGCAACUGGAGUUGUGGAAAGUGACAACGGUGCCUGUCUAACCCUCUGAGGAGCUGACCUGCUCCUAGACCUGCUCCUAGACCUGCUCCUUAGACCUGCUCCUGGACCUGCUCCUAGACCUGCUCCUAGACCUGCUCCUAGACCUGCUCCUUAGACCUGCUCCUAGACCUGCUCCUAGACCUGCUCCUAGACCUGCUCCUGGACCUGCUCCUAGACCUGCUCCUUUGACCUGCUCCUAGACCUGCUCCUAGACCUGCUCCUGGACCUGCUCCUGGACCUGCUCCUAGACCUGCUCCUAGACCUGCUCCUAGACCUGCUCCUAGACCUGCUCCUAGACCUGCUCCUCGACCUGCUCCUAGACCUGCUCCCUAGACCUUCUCCGUGGAGUAUUCUGAUCUUAGACCUGCCCCAUGGAGUUUUCUGAUCUUAGACCUAGUGUUUUCGGAGCCUCUUGUGGUCAGUGUUGAGAAGGUAUUGAUAAAACAUAUAGAUGGUUGAGUGAACUAAUAGCAGUCAUUUUAAUCAGGGCAGCUGGACAGCAGUGAACAAAGACACUAGGGAUGAUCUCUGGAAAUGAACUCACUUGUUAAAUGAGAUGUUUUUAAGCUCAGACCAGGGGUUGUGAUAUAUAUAUUCACUAUAUUCUCAUUUACUUGCUGUUGGAUUGAAGUGAACUGGUAAAAUGGGACAGCCCCAUAACCUCUGAAUGUUGUAAGUGUAAAUGAUGAGUGAUCAGGUCAACACUGACCUGGGAUGCAUCCCAAAUGGUAUCAUAUCCUCAAUAAAGUGCACUACUUUAGACCAGAGCCCUAUGGACCCUGGUCUAGAGCCCUAUGGACCCUGGUCUAGAGCCCUAUGGACCCUGGUCUAGAGCCCUGUGGACCCUGGUCUAGAGCCCUGUGGACCCUGGUCUAGAGCCCUGUGGACCCUGGUCUAGAGCCCUGUGGACCCUGGUCUAGAGCCCUGUGGACCCUGGUCUAGAGCCCUGUGGACCCUGGUCUAGAGCCCUAUGGACCCUGGUCUAAAGCCCUGUGGACCCUGGUCUAGAGCCCUGUGGACCCUGGUCUAGAGCCCUGUGGACCCUGGUCUAGAGUCCUAUGGACCCUGGUCUAGAGCCCUAUGGACCCUGGUCUAGAGCCCUAUGGACCCUGGUCUAGAACCCUAUGGACCCUGGUCUAGAGCCCUGUGGACCCUGGUCUAGAGCCCUAUGGACCCUGGUCUAGAGCCCUAUGGACCCUGGUCUAGAGCCCUGUGGACCCUGGUCUAGAGCCCUAUGGACCCUGGUCUAGAGCCCUAUGGACCCUGGUCUAGAGCCCUGUGGACCCUGGUCUAGAGCCCUAUGGACCCUGGUCUAGAGCCCUGUGGACCCUGGUCUAGAGCCCUGUGGACCCUGGUCUAGAGCCCUGUGGACCCUGGUCUAGAGCCCUAUGGACCCUGGUCUAGAGCCCUAUGGACCCUGGUCUAGAGCCCUAUGGACCCUGGUCUAGAGCCCUAUGGACCCUGGUCUAGAGCCCUGUGGACCCUGGUCUAGAGCCCUGUGGACCCUGGUCUAGAGCCCUGUGGACCCUGGUCUAGAGCCCUGUGGACCCUGGUCUAGAGCCCUAUGGACCCUGGUCCAGAGCCCUGUGGACCCUGGUCUAGAGCCCUGUGGACCCUGGUCUAGAGCCCUGUGGACCCUGGUCUAGAGCCCUGUGGACCCUGGUCUAGAGCCCUAUGGACCCUGGUCUAGAGCCCUGUGGACCCUGGUCUAGAGCCCUGUGGACCCUGGUCUAGAGCCCUGUGGACCCUGGUCUAGAGCCCUGUGGACCCUGGUCUAGAGCCCUGUGGACCCUGGUCUAGAGCCCUGUGGACCCUGGUCUAGAGCCCUGUGGACCCUGGUCUAGAGCCCUGUGGACCCUGGUCUAGAGCCCUAUGGACCCUGGUCUAGAGCCCUGUGGACCCUGGUCUAGAGCCCUGUGGACCCUGGUCUAGAGCCCUGUGGACCCUGGUCUAGAGCCCUGUGGACCCUGGUCUAGAGCCCUAUGGACCCUGAAACAGUGCACUAUAUAGGGACCAGAGUCCUAUGGGACACUACCUUAAUGUCUGUUUAUAACUUAUAAGACAUUAUUAAAUAGCUUGUUAACAAUUGAGUAAAUAAACCGUUUAUCAAUCAGUAUUUUCUAAGUUCAUGUAUUUAAUAAAAUAAACUACCUAAUAAUGUUUAUAAGAGCUUUAUAAGCAGACAUAUAGUGUUAGUAGUGUGUGUAUAUUGAUACGAGACCACAGCACUGUUUAUUUCACAAUUAUUCAAAAUGACUAAAUAAAAUACAAGUUAUUGAUUUAUUUCAACAAAAAAUGUCCACUUUGUCAUGUCAACAGCUGAGGCAUGGAGCCACUCUCAAAUUCAUAGACAGAGCUACGACUGACCGUCUAUGAGAGCAGAAUGAUGGUUUUAACUGUGUUUUCAGGCUAUACAGUGUUUGUUUACAAUGACAUUCUUUACACACAGUGGAGGAUAACAAGCUUAUCUGAUCCGGUAAGACAGUUAAGCUCCUCAGUCAUAAGUGUUAUCCGUCAAUAUAUACAGUUCGCUCCAAAAGUAUUGGGACAGUGACAUGUUUUGUUGUUGUUCCGGCUCUGUACCCCCAACACUUUUGGAUUUGAAAUGGUACAAUGACUUAUGAGAUUAAAGUUCAGACUGUCAGC
Oncorhynchus masou masou (cherry salmon) is the source of this 4302-nucleotide messenger RNA. RefSeq names its product methyltransferase-like protein 22. Lineage: Eukaryota; Metazoa; Chordata; Actinopteri; Salmoniformes; Salmonidae. Gene Ontology annotation, biological process: protein methylation. Bases 492 to 1658 code for a protein of 388 amino acids. The record is from RefSeq and is a predicted model, not a curated record. Gene Ontology annotation, molecular function: protein methyltransferase activity. The transcript is spliced from 10 exons. Gene Ontology annotation, cellular component: nucleus.